AUGUCGUUUUUCGUUUUACCAUCGACGUUGCAAACAUCAACUUCAGGAACUUAUCAACCGACCAUUCUCAGAAGAGUGGAAUAUGGUGUUGGUUCUCUUUCGAAACUAGCUGACGUUCUGCGUGAUCUUUCGAUUUCCAAGGCAUUUAUCAUUACGGGUAAUUCCUUAGCAACAAAAACCGACGUGAUCGAACAAGUGAAGACUGCUGCUGGAUGUCCAAUAACAGCUGUUUUCUCAUCAAUGAAACAACAUGCACCCAUUGACGACAUCAACAAUGCAAUCGAGCAAUUAAAACAAACUGGCAGUGACGGUAUUCUUGCUGUUGGUGGUGGUUCGCCAAUUGACGCUGCUAAGCUCGUAAUUCAUUUCUACAAGGAACAAACAGGCAUCUUAUUGAAAUUAAUUAGCAUUCCAACAACCUUAUCGGCUGCAGAAUUGACUAUCAUUGCUGGUUAUACUAAUGAAGAUGGAAAUAAGGUAGCGAAGAAAGCUAGUGAAAUUGGUUCAUCAGCGAUAAUUCUCGAUGCUAACUUAUCUUUAAAUACGCCCAAUCGCUUGUGGCUUUCAACUGGUAUACGAGCUUUGGAUCAUUGUGUUGAACAACAGUACCGGCCCAAUGCACCAAUCCCUGUCCGAGCUCUAGCCCGAGAAGCAGCUGGUAUCUUGUUCGAAUCUUUACGAGCAUGUCAUAAGGAUGCUAAGGAUGUUGAAGCUCGACAACGAGCACUGAUUGGCGCUUGGUUGAGUCUUUGGUCGGAUGAUCGUAUAGGCCCUCUAGGUCCUUCACACUCAAUUGGUUACCAACUUGGAGCACCUUAUUCGAUUCCACAUGGCAUUUGUUCGUGUUUAACUCUCGCUGGUACGAUAGUAGUUCAGACGAAGCAUUUACCUGAGCAAGAAGUGAAGCAACUCGCUUCACUUUUACCUUUUGUUAAUACGAGUUCGUCUUCAUCUUAUGGUGGCGAUACACAUGAACAAGCCAUGAAAGUUGCUGGAGCUGUCAAAGAACUUAUUGCAGAUUUGAAUUUGGCAUGUACGUUGCGAGAGUACAAAGUGCCACAAUCAGAUCUUGACGGUAUUGUUGAACGUGCUCUUCCAGACGGAAAAUCGGAUAAGAGAUACAAAGAUUUUCUUGAGUUUCUUCACGCUAUCUAUUGA
Molecule: messenger RNA, 1158 nt
Organism: Adineta ricciae
Lineage: Eukaryota; Metazoa; Rotifera; Eurotatoria; Adinetida; Adinetidae
Source: the annotation of a GenBank genome assembly